Messenger RNA from Exophiala oligosperma, 1859 nucleotides. RefSeq lists its product as uncharacterized. Gene Ontology annotation, molecular function: nucleobase transmembrane transporter activity. The record is from RefSeq and is a predicted model, not a curated record. Bases 155 to 1816 code for a protein of 553 amino acids. Gene Ontology annotation, cellular component: plasma membrane. The transcript is spliced from 5 exons. Gene Ontology annotation, biological process: transmembrane transport; nucleobase transport. NCBI's taxonomy places the organism in Eukaryota, Fungi, Ascomycota, Eurotiomycetes, Chaetothyriales, Herpotrichiellaceae.
UCAUCAUGGCAUCGAGUAGUGUGCCAAGCUUCAGUAGGCCGACGAUGCCAUUGCAAUCGCGUCGAGGCCCAGAGUUGAUAUAUGACUUUGCCGGAGGAGCAGAUCGUCUGCCAGAGAGCUCCAUCGCUUCGCAAUUCGGCGUUCAACAACAGCAAUGGUAUCAUUCAAGCGAGCUCGACUCGUGGCAGCGGGGGCGGAAGAGAGUAAGGGGAAAGAGAUCUGGCUAGACAAUGAUGACCUGCGACCAUUGAAGCUCAAGGACCGGACUUGGAACAGGACCACGUACUUUGUCUUUUGGUUCAGUGCUUCAGCUACAGUUAGCGGCUGGUAUGGAGCGUCGGCAGCUCAAGCCUUGGGUCUUUCCAUGUGGGAAUCGUUGGCCUGCGCAUUCGGCGGGAAUUGCUUGAUUGCGGUCAUCAUCACCCUCAACGGCAGAGCCGGUGCCGUCUACCACGUCGGGUUCCCCAUUCUCAAUAGGUCAGCCUUCGGUGUCUAUGGAGCGUGGUGGCCGACUUUCAACCGCGCAGUCAUGGCGAUUGUCUGGAACGGGGUCAACGCUGUCCAGGGAGGACAAUGCGUCUAUGUCAUGUUGCAUGCCAUCUUCCCCAGCAUUGCGCAUGUCAAAAACACCAUGGGCACCGGCAGUGCUUUGACCUCGGCGGGAAUGAUCGGGUUCGCGGUCUUCUGGCUUGUCACAUGCUUCUUCCUGGUCAUACCGGUCCCGAAAAUGAGGGCGCUGGUUUAUGUCAAGUUGAUCGUCUUCGUCAUCUCGGCCGUUGCAAUGCUGGGAUGGACUGUCGGUAAGGCCGGAGGGCUCGGACCUGUAGCGAGCCAAGGUUCAACAAUACAUGGAAGUGAAAAGAGCUGGCUGAUCGUUCGCUUCCUUAUGCUGGGAGCUGCCAACGCCGCGACUUUUGCAAGCAACGCCAGUGACUUCCAACGGUACGCCCCUCGCCCCAAGGACCCCAUUCUCGGUAAUCUGGUUGGAUUUCCCCUUGCGAAUUUCCUGGUCUGCGUCAUCGGCAAUAUAGUCGGCGCCUCCUCACAAGUCAUCUUUGGAGAACUCAUCUGGAACCCCAUUGAUUUCCUGGACAGGUUGCAAACAACAGACUACACACCGGCUAAUCGAGCUGGGUGCUUCUUCAUCGCGCUGAUGUUUGUGUACUGUGCCAUCUUCUCAUCCAUCUUCGAGAACUCUCUGCCAGCUGGAAACGACCUGGCUGCGCUCUUCCCCAGAUACAUCACGAUCCGCAAGGGUUUCUUCAUUUGCGCAGUUGUCUCUUUUGCGAUCAAUCCAUGGUAUCUGCUGGGCAGUGCAUCAAUUUUUGUGUCCUUCAUGGCCUCGUAUCAGAUCUUUCUGUCCAGCAUUACUGGCGUGUUGUUGUGCAACUAUUACAUCAUCACUCGUGGUUAUAUGCACAUCCCGGAUCUGUUUACUGCGGACAAGAAUGGAGCCUACCAUUAUACCAAGGGGUGGAAUAUUCGAGCGUACAUUGCUUAUGUGAUUGGCGUGGUCCCGAAUUUUUACGGCUUCUUGAACAACAUGGGUGUCGAUGCGCCAAUCGGUGUCACCAGGUUUUAUUACUUUGCGUAUUGGGUAGGGCUGGCCGUGUCUGGAGGGACCUAUUGGGUAUUGUGUAAGCUGUACCCGCCGCCCAUCAUGUACCGUAAAGGCUGGAUGGAGGUGAGGAAUUAUGUUCGGCCAGAGGAAGAGGAGCAGGUGUUGGAAGGUCAGAGUUUUGAUGUCGAAGCUCCGAGUCCGGGGUCGCAAGAGAAGAAGAUCACACAGGAGACUGUCAUGGAUCUCAAGGCAUAGACUUCAACUCGUAUAUCAGUCCUCCGCCCCGGGAGCGAGUGAC